GAAAGCGAGCGAGCGAGCCAGGAGUGAAUGUUUACCAUUCACUCUGGAAUCUAUCAGGAGUCGAAACUUUAGUCAGGUUUUGCUGUAUUAAUUUUACCCGGAAAGCUCUUUCAAACUGCAAGCGCUCAAAAUAAUCAUCAGAAGGGAUAUAUCAGCGGGUUGACCGACUGAAUGAAACCAUGAGGAAUAAAAAACACGGCGGUUGUCGCGAUCUAAACUAAACGUGACUAUAGAUCCCGCAGAGCCAAGGUUUUGAAAACGCCGAGCCAGGUACUUUGGCGCAGAUUUCCAACGGUCGGUUUUGCCUGCGGGUUUACCUGUGCUUACGUGGCACGUUUUCGACCUGGAGACUUAUUGUCAAAAAUCCCGUUUUUAGGUUUUUUUAUCCACUUGUAUCGUGGCGAUGCGAUGUAUUUUCGGAGGUUUAAUAAGUUGCGUGGCCGGGACUAGUUUACUUGCGCCGGGCAGCCAAUCAGCGGAACAACACUCACUAUUUUUGCGUUAAUUUAUCCUCUUUUGCCUUUUUCACACGAUAGCCUUUAAAAACAGCCUCGUACCGCACCCUUCAGAUAUUGACAGCGGGUUUCGAGGAUAGCUUUCACAAGGAGGAUAAGUGUCACCGCUGCGCGUGUGUUUUUGGGCUGGUAAAAUGGAUGCGGGAAUGGAGAAGGAGUGCAGCGCUUUGGGAGGGCUCUUCCAAAUCAUCAUGAACGACAUGAAGGCGAGUUAUCCUGCCUGGGAGGACUUUGUCACCAAAGGGGCUAAGCUACAAUCUCAGUUAAGGACAACAAUCAUCGUCACUAGCUCAUUCCUGGAUGCUUUCCAGAAAGUGGCAGACAUUGCAACUGGAACACGAGGAGCGACGAAAGAGAUCGGAUCGGCUUUGACCAGGAUGUGUAUGAGACACAGAAGCAUUGAGAACAAGCUCAAACUAUUCACCACGGCUCUCAUGGAUAACUUGAUCACUCCUCUGGAACUGAAAAUUGAAGAGUGGAAGAAGGUUGCCAGUCAGCUGGAUAAAGACCACGCCAAAGAAUAUAAGAAAGCACGUGCAGAGAUCAAGAAGAAAUCUUCAGAUACGAUUAAACUGCAGAAGAAAGUUAAAAAAGGUAAAGGUGAGGUGCGGAUGCAGCUGGACAGCGCUCUUCAGGACGUCAACACACGCUACGCAGUUUUAGAGGAGACUGAGAAGAGAGCCGUGUGUCGAGCACUUAUCGAGGAAAGAGGAAGAUUCUGCUCAUUCGUCACAAUGCUCAAACCUUUCCUGGACGAAGAGAUAAGCAUGCUUGGUGAAGUCACCCACUUACAGACAAUUCUAGAAGAUCUCGGCAAUCUGACGGCUGAUCCCAACACACUGCCUCCUGCUAGUGAACAGGUUAUUCUUGAUCUGAAAGGCUCAGACUACAGCUACUCAUAUCAGACUCCACCCGCGUCUCCUAGCAACACGUUAUCACGCAAGAGCAGCAUCAGCAGUAACUACACCUCUGUGCGUCAUGUCCCAUCUCUGGACUCCAUCUCCAGUGCAGUGGAUGGGCUUCAUCUGCGAGCACCAGACACAACACAGCGCUCAUGCAGUCCUCUCCUCCUGGUUGGAGGGGAGGAAGGCACUCGCUCUCUCAGUGAGGGGAAUUCUCCCACAAUCUAUCGCACGGGCCACCAACACCUUCGGCACAGGAGCACUGAAAAAGGUCAGAACUCUCCAGGCACAGAGAACGGGACCUCCAUGCCCCCACUGCACAAAGUUUACAGCAGGCAUGAGGAGAGAGCCAGGACACUCUCCACCUCAGGCAAGCCACAGUCAGCCAGGGAGCAGCUGGCUCUUACUCUUGGAGGCGGGCUUAAUUCCGAAGCUCCUCGGACCAGCCGAGAUUCCCUGCACUGCUCCAGCGGAUACAGCACCCAGACGACAACGCCAUCCUGCUCAGAAGACACCAUUCCCUCGCAGCAUGCGGUAAAGAAAGAACCUCCUCUAUAUGACUAUGACUACAUCUCCCUGCAUGGAGGAGAGGACGCCCACAGCCAGUCUGAAUUUGAUAAAUCUUCCACAAUUCCUCGCAACAGCGACUUGAGCCUCAAUUACCGCAAAAUGUUUCAAAGCAAGAGGCCGGCAUCUACCGUCAGUCUGCUGAUGGAUCCGGAGCCUAUAGGACCCCACACGGCCACCAUCCGCCGUAAACCCUCCAGCAAGCCCAACAUCCGCCGUGGGACCAUCAGUGGAGGAGUGCCUAUCCCCAUCUCCACACCACAGGUGCCGCUGAAGGCAUCCGUUUCUACCGCCGGCCUGAGCAGUGAGGAGACCAUGUGCCCUCCUGGAGGAACGCAGAGUAACAGGGUUCCUGGCUCUGAUCUGGUUCACACCAGACAUAGUCUCUGUACGUCCACUCAGAGUCUGAGUGCAGGGCCGCCUCCAUACUAUUCCAUGUUUCCUGGGCAGCCACCAGUGGGCGGCACAGAGCUGCUGUAUCAACUGAGCAAGCAACAGCAGUAUGCACUGCACCAACAGCAGCAGAGGCGAUAUCAUCAUCAUCAACAACAACAGCUGCAACAACAAUAUAAUCAACAACAGUACAAUCACCAACAGCAAUAUAACCAACCGCAGGAGCCGCAAUAUCAACAGAUACAUCAAAAAGAGCUCCAGCAGAAACAUCAAAAUCAGCAGCAGAUUCAAAACAUGGCAGCUCACAAUUCUAGCAUGCCCACUGAAAGCGUGCAGAUCAAUUCCGCCCAGCCUGGCGUGGAUCAUGUCGACGGCGUUCCUGAUCCAGGCAGCGGAGGUGACAUGUUGAGUAUGAUCCGGAGAGUCAAACUACGUCGGACACUUACCAACGAUCGUUCGGCGCCUUUAAUCACCCCCAACCAUCUCAACUGAUCUCAGCUUUAUUUUUUCUGUGCUUUGAAUUCAUCUGUGACUUUUUACGGUUGCCUUUUCCGUCUUUUCGUUUAGUGACUUACUUUUUUCAUACCUUUUAAUGUUGCGGUUUGCAUAUUUUUUGUUUUGUUUUUAAGUGGAGGCAAAACAGUUGACUAACGUGCGACUCCUGCCACAAGAAAAGACGUUUGAUUUAACUACACUGUGCUAGAACAACAAACGUUUCGCAGUGUCCGUGCGAAUCUUGCCUGUCAAUAAAUUCAAGUUAAUUCUGCAGGCUGUGUGCUUUACAUAUAUAUGUAUACCUAUAUGCACAGAUAUAUAUGUAUUUAGAGAUCUAGAUUGAGCAUCGGAGCUUAAGAUAUAUUAAAGUUAUUUGUUUAUGUUGUAUUCACAAGGAUAAAGCACUCAGCCUUCUGGUUAGAGAUCAAAAACUUCUGUAUAUAUUAGCGAAUCAAUUGAAAGACUGUUGUAUUAUUAUUCAUUUUG
This is a messenger RNA of Sinocyclocheilus anshuiensis, 3358 nucleotides long. RefSeq names its product metastasis suppressor protein 1-like. Gene Ontology annotation, biological process: cell projection assembly; plasma membrane organization. Lineage: Eukaryota; Metazoa; Chordata; Actinopteri; Cypriniformes; Cyprinidae. The transcript is spliced from 16 exons. The record is from RefSeq and is a predicted model, not a curated record. The coding region runs from base 650 to 2869 and encodes 739 amino acids. Gene Ontology annotation, molecular function: actin binding; phospholipid binding. Gene Ontology annotation, cellular component: actin cytoskeleton; cytoplasmic side of plasma membrane.